Molecule: messenger RNA, 528 nt
Organism: Tricharina praecox
Lineage: Eukaryota; Fungi; Ascomycota; Pezizomycetes; Pezizales; Pyronemataceae
Exons: 2
Coding region: 1-528 (175 amino acids)
Source: RefSeq, a predicted model, not a curated record
AUGUCCCGCCGAACUCUUACCGAAGCUGAGCAGCAGUAUUUACUCAGGAGACUCAUCCGCGCAAACAGCAAAAACUCGGAUUUCAAGCUGCGUCCCCCUGCGAAGAUGCUCGCCGCGAUGGAGGCGGAGGCUGCCAACAGCACUGAGGCGGAGGACGAGACCAAACGCGGCAGCUCCUCCGGAACCUCGACUGCGUCGAGCGUUCCUCCCGAUCCGAAGAGCCCUCCUGCUCAACAGCAGCAGAUGCAGAAGUCCAAGAGCCCCGCGGCUGGCAGCCCUGAAGAGGAACAGCACUCUAUUUCAUCGACUGGCAUCGACUCAUCCAAGCUACCUGAGCUUUCACAAGUCUACAGUAGCGAAGAUCUGGAGAGGUGGAAGGCCGAGCUGCCAGUGUUCUCUUUUGAUGGACCGAUGCCGAGCUGGAUGGAGGAAGCGUUGGCCCAAAUGGGUCCCGCUGGUGAAGCGAUGGCGGAGAAGAUGAAGUCCAAUGCUACCGGUGGUCCCAGUGGUUCUGAUGGAGCGAGAUAA